Messenger RNA from Drosophila takahashii, 917 nucleotides. RefSeq lists its product as uncharacterized. The record is from RefSeq and is a predicted model, not a curated record. NCBI's taxonomy places the organism in Eukaryota, Metazoa, Arthropoda, Insecta, Diptera, Drosophilidae.
GGCGAAAAUCUUUCAUUUUACGACCGUUCGUCAACACAAAUUGUUGUACAAAAUUCAAAGAAGAAAGGGAAUCCGCUUUUCAAGACGCGAUUACAGUGAUUACACACCACUCCCAACAUUAGGCGAUUAAAUUAUUCGUAAGCCCCGACGAUUCGACAAAAUCGAUACCAAAUGGAAGCCGCCGAGGGUCAGAGCUUGGUCAUCAAAAUGGCCCAAAAGAACAAGGAGACCCAAACUGUGAAGCUGAUGGCCGGUGGCGGACUGGCCAACAACUGGUUUUCCCCGGCGGUCUAUGGGGCAGGAGGUGCUCCCUUUGGUGGUCAUCCGCUGAUCCAUCCGCCGGCCAUUCCGCACCACGCCGUCUCGUGCCAGUUCUACAUGGAUCGUGAGGAGCAGCUGUACCGUCGCGCCUGCCAGAUGAAGGGCAUCCGGGUGGAGCGACUCCACGAGAUCCGCGAGGAGGAGGACGACUCGAACGGAUCGGAGGAGGAGCCCUCGAAGGGCAUCCGCUACCGCUACACCCUGGACGAGAUGAAAAGCUAUAACCCGUACCGUUUUAUCAACUUCUAAAUGUCUCCGAACCAAUAGAUCAACCAUCGUCGCCGCCACAUUCCCCACCGCCCCACCCAUAGUGCCUAGUCAGUACUCGGAUUUCAAGGUAGAAUCACAUAGAUCAUCCAGCACUAGGAUUAGCAUAAGUAUAAGUACUAGCUUCAGCACCCGCCCCACAAUCCACAUAAGAUGCGAGUUUGUGGCGACACCAUGCAUGCCUCCAAGCCAAAAUGGAUCCCACAACAUGAACAGGAACAGGUACAAGAACACCGGACACCACUUACUUGCUUGUUGCCACCAUUUCGCCAAAACAAUGAAAACAAUAAAGAAUUGUUCAUAAAUGACAUCCUGGCAUUUCAACCAAA